AUGGCGGAGCUGCAGAUGCUGCUGGAGGAGGAGAUCCCGGGGGGGCGUCGGGCCCUGUUCGACAGCUACACGAACCUGGAGCGGGUGGCCGAGUACUGCGAGACCAACUACAUCCAGUCAACAGAUAAGCAGCGAGCUCUGGAAGAAACCAAAGCCUACACAACCCAGUCAUUAGCAAGCGUAGCCUAUCUGAUCAACACUUUGGCCAACAAUGUUCUCCAAAUGCUGGAUAUCCAGGCAUCCCAGCUUCGGCGCAUGGAAUCGUCAAUCAACCAUAUUUCACAAACGGUGGACAUUCACAAAGAGAAAGUUGCUAGAAGAGAAAUUGGUAUCUUGACUACAAACAAAAACACCUCAAGAACUCACAAAAUCAUUGCACCAGCUAACUUGGAGCGACCAGUUCGCUACAUCAGGAAACCUAUUGAUUAUACAGUUCUAGAUGAUAUUGGACAUGGAGUGAAGUGGUUGCUUAGAUUUAAGGUCAGCACACAGAAUAUGAAGAUGGGUGGACUGCCUCGUACAACACCACCCACACAGAAGCCGCCAAGUCCACCGAUGUCAGGAAAGGGAACUAUUGGCCGUCACUCUCCCUAUCGUACGCUAGAGCCAGUACGUCCCCCAGUGGUACCAAAUGACUACGUGCCUAGCCCAACACGCAAUAUGGCUCCCUCACAACAGAGCCCUGUUAGAACAGCUUCUGUGAAUCAGAGGAAUCGCACAUACAGCAGCAGUGGGAGUAGUGGAGGAAGCCACCCAAGUAGUCGGAGCAGCAGUCGAGAGAACAGUGGAAGUGGAAGUGUGGGUGUUCCUAUUGCAGUUCCCACACCAUCUCCUCCCAGUGUCUAUCCAGCCCCUGCUGGCUCUGCUGGCACUUCUCCCCUUCCUGCUACCUCUGCUCCUGCCCCUACUCCUCCUGCUCCUGCCCCUCCCUCUGCUGCCCCAGAUGCUGCUGCUGCUGCUGCAGGAGCUCAGCCCCUUGCUGAUGGCUUCACCUCUCCAACUCCCCCUGCUGUUUCUUCCACACCCUCUACAGGUCACCCAGUUCAGUUCUACAGCAUGAACAGGCCUGCCUCUCGACACACACCCCCAACAAUAGGGGGAUCUUUGCCAUAUCGGCGUCCUCCUUCUAUCACAUCACAGACAAGCCUUCAGAACCAGAUGAAUGGAGGACCAUUUUAUAACCAGAACCCAGCAUCCCUUGCUCCUCCUCCCCCCUCCAUUCUACAGGUAACUCCACAGUUACCACUAAUGGGAUUUGUGGCCAGAGUUCAAGAAAACAUUUCAGAUACUCCUCCCCCACCACCACCUGUGGAUGAGCCAGUGUUUGAUGAAUCUCCGCCUCCACCCCCACCUCCAGAGGAUUAUGAGGAAGAGGAAGCAGCUGUGGUGGAGUAUAGUGAUCCAUAUGCUGAGGAGGACCCUCCUUGGGCCCCGAGGACCUACUUAGAAAAGGUGGUGGCGAUUUAUGAUUACACGAAGGAUAAAGAAGAUGAGCUCUCGUUUCAGGAAGGUGCCAUCAUUUAUGUCAUCAAGAAAAAUGAUGAUGGCUGGUAUGAGGGAGUCAUGAAUGGAGUGACAGGGCUCUUCCCAGGGAACUAUGUGGAGUCGAUCAUGCAUUACUCGGAGUGAAGAAUAGAGAACGGAACACUGCAUCUGCUGC
Messenger RNA from Indicator indicator, 1660 nucleotides. It is a transcript of the gene ABI2, whose product is annotated as abl interactor 2. Lineage: Eukaryota; Metazoa; Chordata; Aves; Piciformes; Indicatoridae. Gene Ontology annotation, molecular function: SH3 domain binding. The record is from RefSeq and is a predicted model, not a curated record. The transcript has 12 exons. Gene Ontology annotation, cellular component: lamellipodium. Bases 1 to 1629 code for a protein of 542 amino acids.